This is a messenger RNA of Mugil cephalus (flathead mullet), 4432 nucleotides long. RefSeq names its product SH3-domain kinase binding protein 1 (gene sh3kbp1). Bases 248 to 2092 code for a protein of 614 amino acids. NCBI's taxonomy places the organism in Eukaryota, Metazoa, Chordata, Actinopteri, Mugiliformes, Mugilidae. The transcript is spliced from 19 exons. The record is from RefSeq and is a predicted model, not a curated record. Gene Ontology annotation, molecular function: protein binding.
CGUUUUCUGACCACUCUCGCUCUGCCUCCUCUGUCGUGUCACCGGAGAGACAAAAAAAAAAAAAAAAAAAAAAAAGAGGAAGGAAUAUGGUUUCGUCUGACGCUCCUCCCGUUUCUGCUGUAGCGGAUCUGUAGUAGGGACAGGAGGCUGUGGCUCGGCACAAAUCCCCUCUCAUAUACCUGAGACAUCCACAUUCCCCGUUACCUACCAGGCUGCAGGAGCACUAUCAGCACACCGGGACACAUAAAUGGUGGAGGCCGUGGUGGAGUUCGACUAUGAGGCUCAGCAGGACGAUGAGUUGAGCCUGACGGUGGGCGAUAUCAUCGCAAACAUACGGAAGGACGAUGGAGGGUGGUGGGAGGGCGAGCUGGGCGGACGGCGGGGGCUGUUCCCCGACAACUUUGUGAGGGAGAUAAAGAAAGAGGUGAAGAGGGACGCAGGCCAGGCAGGCAUGAUCAGAUCGGACCUUUCCAACGGCAGGGCCAGCCCCGUGUCCGACCCCGGCGUACGACCAGGCAGGAAAGGAGAGCAAAUACGCAAACGGAGAUGUAAGGCCGCGUUCAGCUACGUGCCUCAGCAUGAAGACGAGCUGGAGCUGAAAAUAGGGGACGUCAUUGAGAUCGUAGCAGAGGUAGAGGAGGGCUGGUGGGAGGGAGUUCUUAACGGGAAAACAGGAAUGUUUCCCUCCAAUUUCACCAAAGAGAUCCAGGUGGAGUCGGACACGCCCCCUUUGGACACGCCCACCUCACAGGAGGAGCUCCGCAGCCGCACCAGUAAGGACAGCCCGGGUAGUGAAAGUGACGGAGGAGACAGCCGAUCAGAAACAGGGUCAGAAAUCCAGCCUAAGAAGGUCCGAGGGUUUGGCUUUGGUGACAUCUUCAAGGACCAGCCCAUCAAGCUCAGACCUCGUUCUAUGGAAGUUGACUCAGAAAUGGACAAGGUUAACGAGGUGAAAGCGGCGAGCGCUGCAGCUGAAACCAUGAAGACUGAACCCGACGGCAAAACCAAAGGGCGCGAGCAGUGUAAAGUCCUCUUUCCAUAUGAAGCACAAAAUGAAGAUGAGCUGACGAUCAAAGAGGGGGAUAUCAUCAACAUCAUCACCAGGGAAUGUGCUGAUGCAGGCUGGUGGAUGGGGGAAAUCGGGGGAAGGCAAGGUGUCUUCCCAGAUAACUUUGUGAAGCUGCUCGAAGUUGAGAAAGAGAGACCAAAGAAACCGCCUCCUCCGAGUGCACCGUCGGCUAAACACACCUCAGAGAAAAAGUCUGAGGUCAAGAAGGUUCCUCCUGAGCGUCCUGAACAUCUUCCACAGAGAGACCAGGAUCGAGGUGAAGAGGUGAAGGUCGGAGACAUCCCCAAGCCCUCCCUCCCAACUCUCCUUCCCAAGAAACCCCUCCCCCCAAAGUCAAGCUCCUCCUCUUCCUCCCACCCCCCGCGGCGUCCUGAGAGACCACCCACACUAGCGUGUGAAAGCCCCAAGUCAGAGGGCGGGGCUUCGACACCAGAUUCUGCCCCUGACAGGUCACAUGACACCGAUCUCGACUUGGACGUGGUCAUCUCAUCAACGGAGAAGCUGAAUCAUCCAACAGCGUCGCGGCCGAGAGUCACAGACCGACGGCCUCGUUCACAGAUCCUCACACCGUCUUCUCUGUCCAUCAUAGACCUGGGCCCCCCCGCGGUAGAGGAGAGGAAGGACAAGGAGAGACGGAAGGAGGAGCACGAGCCCAUCUCCACCAGAUCUGCAGACAUUUCCCUGAGGAAAGGAGCUCCCCCCGUUUCUGUACCUGACGUUAAAGUGCCGCUGCCUGCCAAGCCCUCAGUCCUGACCCCACCGAACUCUGUCCAUCGUCCCGUCUCCCCGUCUUCCGCCUCGGGUCUGAGCCCGUCCCCCGAGCUCCGGCACUUGCCGCUGGCCGCCCCAACGCUGGAGGAACUCAGGAACCAGCUCAGAGACCUGAGGGCCUCCAUAGAUCUGCUGAAGAACCAGCACAGGCAGGAGAUGAAGCAGCUGUCCCACGCGCUGGAUGAGGAGAAGAAGAUUCGUCUUAGUUUACAGGUGGAAGUAGAGCACAUAAAGAAGAGCCUCUCGAAAUGAAGCAUCCUCAUCAUCGCGCUCUGAUCACCACAUCGAAGGCCAUCAUCUGAAAAACGUUCUCACUGUUGGCCCAGACACUUGACCCAAAACAAUUUUUGUGCCAAAUGAUCAUCGCGAUCAGCAACAGUUCAGCACCAUGGAAUCAGCCACCUUCACCCCCAACUUCGACGCCGCCUUAUCCUGUGUUUACUUCUUUACGUUUCUUCUAAAAGAGGCUUUUCUGUUCAGUUUACUGCUAUCUUUUCGAAGCUUGCUGUGCCACUGGUACUGACUGACCACGGCCUGUCGCAGAACGAUGAGGCAGAGCCAUGGCUGCCGCGGCAACCUCACUGGUACUUUAUGUUUGAAGGAAACUUUGACCUCCGUAGCCCGGUCAGUUCAGACGACCUCCGUGCUGUUCUGCGUCCACUCUGCGGCCUUCGCCUCUUAUCUGUGUGUGUGUGUGCGUUUGUUUUCCACCCACGCGAGGACUAUAGAUAAACAUUUUCAUAUUAGAGACACUUAGGGGAAAACACAAAUUUCCACAGCAGGAAAGUUCCCACCAUUAAGAAACCACUUUCUUACAGAGAAUCGUGCAACUUAAAAAUGGCUUAUUUAAUUUUUGUUUGUUUGUGUAUUUAACACAACACAAAGCUACAGAACAAAUCAUCAGACAGUGGGUCCAACAACUAAGUCCAGGUCUUGCGUAGCGUUUACGCAACUAACGACAUCUGGGAUCAUAAAUUUGCUCAAGGGUAUUGACGUCGUAGUGACUAAUGUGUCCACUCACCACAGGGCUUUAGGCCACAGCGGAAACAGAAGAAGGAACAUUUAGUUUCUUGGAAAGUUUCUAGACGUUUUGUUUGAAAUGUGUUGUCAUAUGUUUUGGAUCUUGACUUCUUCAAAAGCAUCGUAGGUGGAACAACCAUGCACAGUCACAAGUAUUUUAGUAUUUCUCUGAGAUUACACUUAUCUUUACAUAAUUUACAGUUCAAUUUUUUUUAUCUUAUACCAUUACUGAAUUCAGCCAUUCAGCAAAUUCUGUGAAUUGGACCUCUGUGUGAAUCCUAGUGUAGAUGACAGGUGCGUCAUUUCCACUUUCCAAGGUUUAAAUUUGGCUUUAGAUUAGAAACACAGCUCUAGCUGUGCUCGAUAUUUCUAAAAUACACAGGCAGGUGAUCCUGUUCCAUUAACCCUUUUCAGUAGCAUUAGCAUUGGGGUAUACUGGUAUACCCCAAUGCAAUUUGUUUUAAACUGCAGUCAUAUAUUACACAUCUGAGAGCGUUAAACAUGCAAGCACAUGACAGCUCACCUCACCAGCUCAAUUGUAAGGUCGGAUAUCAGGGAAAAGCUAUAUCAACAAUCAAUUAGCUUGACUGAAAUGAAGGGAAUCGGCUAGCUUGACUCUGUACCAUGGUAACAAAUAAACACACAAUACCUUAUUUAAAUUGUAAAGACAGAAUGUGUAAACUUGGCAUUUCAACACUGUUUUUCAUAAAAAAACAUAAAAGUUUUAGAGGUUAUAGAAGCACAGAAAAAGCUACUGACAAUUUACUUUUCCUUCCAUGUCCCAUUGUUGUAAGAACUGAAAUUAUAAGUGAAAUACUUUGAUACAGAAGAAAAAACAUCACAAUUCUCAGGCAGUUCUGAUGUCUUCCCGUGCAUGACUCAGUAGUUGGUUUUGAUGUCUUAAUUACAAGGUCCUUUUUCUUAAUUAUUUGGGGAGUUUGUUACAUUUUGACUGAGCAAGACAAGGUGUUUUCUGUUUGUAGUCUUCAUGCUAAGCUAUGCUAAGAAUCUACUGCCCCCUGCUGUAUUUUUUAAUGUAGAGACAUGAGAGUGGCAUCAAUCCAAAUAUCAAAUUAUUUCCUGAACAAAACUAAAGACAAAUUAACACGUUAUACACACAUAUAUAAAUGUAUCGCCUUCUGCACAAAAACCUUAUCUUUUUUUUCGUUUUUUGCACUUUUACUCCCUGACUUUAUAAAGCUGAUGAAACACCCCUGAAUCUGGUGAUGUUAAGGACAGGGUUUGAGGAAUGUAGUCAUUGAAAGGUCCUCACAAGUGAAAAAAGAUUCAAAUGUGUGCGAGCAUGUGUGUGGAUGUAUGGUAGCAUGUACGGCUGUUUGCCUCCCUUCCCCAUAUGUGCACAGAAUCUAUGGCAACCCGUCACUGUGGCCUUCCUGUUUUCAAUUCCAAAUCUUUUAUUUCUUUUCUUUUCUGUCUUUCGUAUGACAACAAGAAAACCGCUACGACUGAGGCUACAAGUUGUUUUCUUGACUUGGUCCUUUCUCUCCGGGAUAGUGAUAAAUAUAUAUACUUUUAUAUUUCAGUGUAAUAAAAAUGCUAUUAUGUACUGUA